UUAGACGCGUGUAAAGCGUCUAGUGUCGGAGAUAAGAAUAAGUGUCAGUCCUACGUCAGUCUGUAUAUAAUAAACCUCGACCUUCACAACAUACCAUUCCAAUAACAACCACCGCCAUGAUACCCAGAAGCUCCUCAUCAGUUUUGCGCAACAUUGCGCCCGUCCGUUCACGAACGGUUCGAGUGCCCCUACGAGCGUUUUCUACCACACAACCGACAUCCUCUAACGUGGACACGGCAGCAUUCGCCGAGCAACACAUUGCGAAAGGCAUUGGCCGCCUCACCAAGCAUGUUUUCGACGAAGGCAAAGGCACAUUCAUAACCACGGACAAGGGCGUCAAGCUGCUCGACCUCACAUCCGGUAUCGGCGUUGUGAACCUCGGCCACUGCCAUCCCAAAGUCAGCGCCGCCGCUGCCGCACAAUGCUCCAAGAUCACACAUGCUCAGGUCAACAUUGGCUUUAGCUCCGCGCAGAUCGCCCUUAUCAAGGAGCUGAUUCCUAUCCUUCCGCAUCCAUCCCUCGAUACCGUCUUCUUCUGGAACUCUGGCGCUGAGGCGGUCGAGGCAGCUGUAAAGCUUGCCCGCGCUGCGACCAAAAAGCCCAACAUCAUCGUCAUGCAGGGCUCCUACCAUGGCCGCACAAAUGCGACAGCCUCGAUGACUCGCUCCAAGACCAUCUAUGGGGAGGGUCACGGCCCGUUGAUGGGUGGUGUAUUCGCAACCGCUUUUCCAUACUACAGCCAGUUUGGCGGUGCUACUCCAGACACACCAACGGAGGAACUCGUAAACCAGGCAUUGCUACAAUUGAAGCUCACCUUGCAGCAGCAGACAUCCCCUGCAGACACCGCCGCUAUCAUCCUAGAGCCUGUUCUGGGUGAAGGAGGCUAUGUCCCUGCGCCUCCAGAGUUCCUACACGGCUUGAGAAAAAUUUGCGACGAGAAUAACAUCCUUCUCAUUGCCGAUGAGGUUCAGUGUGGCAUGGGUCGCACGGGACACAUGUGGUUUGUAGAGGAGUCUGGAGUGCGACCGGAUGUUCUUAUCUUCGCCAAGGGCAUUGCCAACGGCUUUCCGCUGUCCGGUAUCGCGAGUAGCAAGAAGCUAAUGGACCUCCAGAAGCCUGGGUCGAUGGGUGGCACAUAUGCCGGUAACGCAGUCGCAUGCGCCGCCGCAACAGCGACGAUCCAAGCGUUCCACGACGAAAAGAUACUCGACAAUGUUGCUGCGCGCUCCAAACAGAUCUUCUCCUUCCUCCACGACCUAAAGUCGUCCGGCACCAAAGCAGGCAAUCUAAUCGAAGAUAUCCGCGGAAAGGGCCUGAUGGUCGGUGUACAAUUUUCGAACCCGGAACUGCAACGCGAUUCAUCCAAUACUGCUGCAAGCAACGCACAAAGCCAACCGCAGCUCGGGCCGAAAAUCGUCCAGGAAUGCAUCAAACGGGAUAUGCUUCUCCUCAGCACUUCGGUAUUCGACGUCCUUCGGUUCAUCCCGCCGCUGACGAUUAGUGAGGAGGAAUUGAGUCAAGCUUGUGGCAUCUUCAAGGAGUCGUUGGAGGCUGUUGCUAAGGAUUUGUAAAUUAGUCGGUUAUGUGAGGGGUUGUUGGUCCUACCACCAGCUAGAAGUAGACAGGCGCUACCAGAGGUUUAUACAUAUGAAUGAUGAUUAUUUGCUUUUUGGCCACGGC
This is a messenger RNA of Dothidotthia symphoricarpi CBS 119687, 1680 nucleotides long. Its product is annotated as 4-aminobutyrate aminotransferas-like protein. NCBI's taxonomy places the organism in Eukaryota, Fungi, Ascomycota, Dothideomycetes, Pleosporales, Dothidotthiaceae. Bases 117 to 1571 code for a protein of 484 amino acids. The transcript has a single exon. The record is from RefSeq and is a predicted model, not a curated record. Gene Ontology annotation, molecular function: pyridoxal phosphate binding; transaminase activity; identical protein binding.